This is a messenger RNA of Octopus bimaculoides (California two-spot octopus), 2524 nucleotides long. RefSeq lists its product as uncharacterized. Gene Ontology annotation, cellular component: SCF ubiquitin ligase complex. Lineage: Eukaryota; Metazoa; Mollusca; Cephalopoda; Octopoda; Octopodidae. Gene Ontology annotation, molecular function: protein binding. The record is from RefSeq and is a predicted model, not a curated record. Gene Ontology annotation, biological process: SCF-dependent proteasomal ubiquitin-dependent protein catabolic process.
ACCAUCGAACUGAUUCGCUGUUCCGUACACCGUGUGCUGUCAACUUGUCGAUCUUAUUAUGUAUGUGUGUAUAUAUAUAUGUAAUACAUAAAUAUAUAUAUCAUAUAUAUAUAUGUAUAUGCACACAUAUCUCUAUAUUUCAAAUCAGUGGAUUGUACAGAUAUAAGCCAGUAAGCCAGACAAGUAAACCAGUGGUAUUUACACAAAUACCUCAUACAGCAUACACACGGUUGUUGACGAGUUUCCAAGCGUAGUUCUUCCUAGUUGAGACUUCGAGCUAGUUCUGUAUGAAGGGACCAGAUGACAACCAUUAACCUCCUGAUGCCUAUAACACUGUAGUUAUGCCUCGCCGAAAAUCAGCAGAAAGCCUAAAGAAGCAAUGCCUUCACAGCAUUGCUUUUAACAUGGACAAGAUGUUGAGCUCGGAUUUCUAUUCUAGUUUCCCAGUGGGUCCACGUCUCUACUAUGUUAUCGGACCAUUUAGCUGCCUCACCACUGAGAUGACACAAGACCUGAUCAACAUUCUAUCGGAGCAACGACUGCUGAAACGACAUCAUCUGCAAGUAUUGAUCUGCACUCACCUGAAACAGCUGCAGUUAGAUGUGUGUGGUUCGAUAGCCAAUCAUGACAGUGUUGCACGUAUGGUUGGUGUUAGGUGCCAGACUCUUACAAAGUUAAACCUGUCAUCUCUGAACAAUAUUUCAACUAAGAUCUUGGUUGAUCUCAUCUAUAAUGUACCACAGAUCCAGUCCCUUGUAUUACAGAACACCAAAUGUAAUGACCAAGUGAUGUCAGUUAUUGGUCGAACUUGCUGUCACCUCCGUGAGCUGAAUGUCUUCAAUUGUCCUGUUACUGAUUCUGGCGCCUUCGGCUUAUGCGUGAAAAACUCUGCUGCUGGUGGUGUACCAAAUUGUUCCCAGCUUGUCAGCCUGGACAUUAAUGCAACAGCAGUAAGCCUGAAUGGCGCCAGUACCAUCUUGCAGAACUUACAUCACCUGAAAUAUUUUCAGUAUUGUGAUGUGUGCGCUGUUUUUGAAAAACUUUAUCUUGACAGUCUUCGGUUUGGCUCUUCAUUUGUUGCCAGCCAGAACCGUGCUUAUCGUACUCAACAGCUAGCUAAUAGUGAUUCAUCAUCAGUAGGUCCGUUAGAAGGAAACAAAGACACCAAUGCAUCAUUCAUUAGCUUACUGAGCACAGUUGAAGAUGGCAAUGGGAACAAGGAUGCACAUGAGGAUAAGUCGGAAAAUGUCAAUGAUGCUGUUAGAAGCCAAAUAGCCAUCACAGCUCAUACCAAAAGCAACAGUUUGAAUAGUGUUGAGAGUCAGCGUAAGUAUUGUAUCAACUCUCUGACUGCAACAGGACUAAAGUGCUCUCUAGUUACUGCCCAAAGUAUCAAAAUAGCCUGUGAAGUAUGUCCAUAUGUAACUGAGGUGUACCUUCAUCAGAACAUUGGUAAUAAAGGUAUGGUUCACCUGACACAACUCUCACAAUUACAUGUUCUUGAAGUUGUCAGUUGUGCACCAGAUCCCAUAACAUUCGAAGAAGGUCUUGUGCCUGUUCUGCGCAAGGCUGGCCCUACGUUAUCACGCCUCACUCUGUAUGAUUUUUCUGAUAUUGACAUUAUUCGAAUUGGGCAAUACUGCCCUCAGCUUCAUUAUCUUAAUUUAGAGUCAUCAAUGUGUGACUUUAUUGAUUAUGAUAUGAACGUUUUGAAGAAGUUCAUUGUGAAAAAUGGUAGCUUUCCUCCGUGGCAGGCCAUGAAGUGUGCCAAUAUUCACAAUGAUAAUCCGCACACAAAUAAAUUGUGGACAAGACAGUCAGUGGGUAGCAAAGCAGGGUCUUCUUCUAUUGGUUCUCCUUAUGGUAACCAAGAUGACCGGGCCUCUCGAUGUCAGGAUGAAAAUAACAGAGUCGGACUUUUUGCUCACAUUAGAAGCUUACGAAUAAUAUUACUCAGUGAGACGCAUAACUUUCCUGCAGAUGUACUACGACUAAUCUUAAUCAAUGCAGAGAAUUUGAUCCAUUUGCAUCUAACAAACAUGCAGUUUCUCACUCACAACCUGCUUAUUUCAGUCCUGAUGCACAACCCACUGUGUUUCUUGCAGACUCUCCUCUUGGAAAUGUGUAAUGGGGUUGAUCGGGACUUUGUGAUGCGCCUACUGACUGAUGAACAAAAUGGUCUGCGCAGGCUUGAUCUGAUCGAGUGCCAGAGUAUAACUAGGCGGGAUUUCGAACACUUUCUAGACCGGGUACGCCAAGAUAAUGUUGAUGUGACAAUAACUUGGAUGUAAUUUGUUGCAAACAUUCUGUAUAAAGUAACAUGAAAAUACAUGCACAAAUGUACACACACACACACACACACACACACACACACACACACACACACACACAAAAUAUAUAUAUGUAUGUGUGUAUGUAUAAUAUAUAUGUGUGUGUGUGUGUGUGUGUAUAUAUACAUGUAUAUGUAUCUAUAUAUAGAUAUGUAUAUAUAUCGGUAUCUAUGUAUAUAUAUAUGUAUGUAUAU